AUGCAUCCGCACCUCGUACAAGGCAAGCAGCAGAAAUGCGGCGAUCUCAUUGCCGCCCUGGACGAGUGCCACAACCGCGGCCUCAUGGCACGCAUGACCGGCGCUUGCAACGACAUCAAGCAUCGCCUCAACAUGUGUCUCCGAGAGGAGCGCCUCGAGAGGACGGCAAAGCAUGUUGAGGAGAGCAAGGCCAAGCGCGAGGCCAAGCAGAAGGUUUGGGCAAAGAUUGAUGAGGAGAGCUGA
Messenger RNA from Jaminaea rosea, 243 nucleotides. Its product is annotated as UPF0287-domain-containing protein. The record is from RefSeq and is a predicted model, not a curated record. NCBI's taxonomy places the organism in Eukaryota, Fungi, Basidiomycota, Exobasidiomycetes, Microstromatales. The coding region runs from base 1 to 243 and encodes 80 amino acids. The transcript has 4 exons.